GUAAAUGUAUAAAUAGCUUUUUUUUGGCUGAUAUCUUAAAAGUACCACUUUAAACAGAUAUUAAUUUACCUAUAUAAAUUACUUUAUUGUUAUGAAAAAAUUAUUCAUCAAAUAUGAAGCUGAUGUGUAGUGUUGUAUUUUUCUGCUAUAUUUAUAUAGCGGAUGCAGCGGAUUUGCUUGUAUCUUUACCUUAUGGAAUGAUCCAGGGUAAAGAACUAGUCAGUCCUGGAAAUAUAACAUACAGAGCAUUCCAGGGCAUACCUUAUGCUGCAGCUCCAGUUGGUACCUUAAGGUUUCAGCCACCUCAACAACCCUAUCAAUGGGAAGGAAUUAAAAAUACCACAAAAGAAGGAAAUAUUUGUUUUUCCGUUCAUGAAGAUAGUGAUUUAGAAAACGAAGAUUGUUUGUUUAUGAAUGUUUAUACACCUAUACUAUCUAAUUCAUCAGCAGUAAAACUUCCAGUGAUGUUAUGGUUCUAUGGCGGGGGCUUCUAUACCGGUUCAUCACUAUCUACACAUUUUGGCCCUGAUUUCUUUAUGGAAAAAAAUGUCAUUAUUGCAAUUUUCAACUAUAGAGUAGGCCCUUUCGGAUUUUUGGCUACUGAAGAUGGUGUAAUAUCUGGAAAUGCCGGACUAAAAGAUCAAGUUAUGGCUAUAAAAUGGGUUAAUGAAAAUAUUGCAUCAUUUGGAGGUGAUCCUGAUAAAGUUACAAUAUUUGGACAGAGUGCAGGUGGAGCUUCAGUAGGAUAUCAGUUACUUUAUAAACAAAAUGAAGGUUUAUUUCGUGGAGCAAUUCUCCAAAGUGGAAGCCCUUUGAGUUCCUUUAGUUUUAUGGGAGACGUUAGUCCAAGAGCCUAUGCUUUUGAUUUGGCUAGUCAAAUUGAUAAUUCGUUCGACUUUGCCAACGAUACCAAUUUAUUAGUCAAUUUUCUAUGGAAUGUCACUGCAAAACAGAUUGACGUGGCUUCCACUUUAACUAAAGUAACGUCCUACACCUUACCAGUUAUCGAAAAAAAUUCCGAAGGAGCUUUUUUUACUAGAGAAUCUUACGAAGCGAUAUUGACAGGAGAUUUUAUAAGAAUACCUAUAAUGGCGGGCACCACUUCUGAGGAAGAUAUUACUGCAUUUUCGAGUAUUGAAGCAGUAAACAACUCUUUUUCAAAGAUUAAAAGACAUGCCAAAUUUACUCCAACCAAAGGGUUUCAUUUGAAAGCUGGCGCAACUAGUGAUAUAGUAGGUGAAGAGAUAUAUCAGUUAUAUUUUGGCAACGUAUCAUCAGAUGAAAUAUUAGGACAUUAUGUUAAGUAUCGUAGUGACCACUAUUAUUCAAAGCCGAUGAUCAAACAUGCAGAGUUAGCAUCAAAUUAUACUGACGUCUAUUUCUACCUUUUCUCGUUUGAUGGUCCUAUGGGUAACUGGAACUUCUCAGUACCUGGUGCUGAUUUUGUUGCUCAUAGUGAAGAUAUAAAGUAUAUGUGGAAUCAUCGUAAUUUUGUUUUAUCUGCGUAUCCCGAGGCAGAUAGGCUGACACAUGAGAGAGUUCUCACAUUGUGGACUAAUUUUGCCAAAUAUUUAAACCCUACACCGGAAAAGGCAGCGGUUUUACAAAAUGUUACCUGGCCAAAAGUAAAACCUGGCAAUUUUCACUAUUUGGAUAUUGGAAAUGAUUUGGUUGUAAAGAAAAAUCCGAAAAGUCCAUAUUAUGCUGCGUGGACUAGAAUAUACGAGCAGUAUAAUGAAAGACCAUUUACUGUAUUUUAAAAACGAGGCUUUAAAUCGUAGGGAAUAAUAAUCAGGUGAUUUUAUUUAUUUUGUAAUAAUUCCUUUUUCCCUAACUAUGUAUAUGGCAAUUAUAAUGAAGUUACAUGUGUAAAAA
Anthonomus grandis grandis is the source of this 1875-nucleotide messenger RNA. RefSeq names its product venom carboxylesterase-6-like. The transcript is spliced from 11 exons. NCBI's taxonomy places the organism in Eukaryota, Metazoa, Arthropoda, Insecta, Coleoptera, Curculionidae. The record is from RefSeq and is a predicted model, not a curated record. The coding region runs from base 114 to 1760 and encodes 548 amino acids.